This is a messenger RNA of Syzygium oleosum, 3216 nucleotides long. Its product is annotated as ATPase 11, plasma membrane-type-like. The record is from RefSeq and is a predicted model, not a curated record. NCBI's taxonomy places the organism in Eukaryota, Viridiplantae, Streptophyta, Magnoliopsida, Myrtales, Myrtaceae. Bases 104 to 2971 code for a protein of 955 amino acids. Gene Ontology annotation, molecular function: P-type proton-exporting transporter activity; ATP hydrolysis activity; ATP binding. Gene Ontology annotation, biological process: proton export across plasma membrane; regulation of intracellular pH. The transcript is spliced from 21 exons. Gene Ontology annotation, cellular component: plasma membrane.
UCUUCAUCUUCCUCUGUACUUGACGUUCUUUGGAAGAUUUCCGCAGGGGGUUUCUCUGGGUCGUGAGAGAUAGAGGGAGAGAGAGAGGGGGAGAGGGGAAGAGAUGGAAGAGAAGGCUCCAGUUUUGGAGGCAGUGUUGAAGGAGGCCGUCGAUUUGGAGAACAUACCCAUUGAGGAGGUGUUUCAGUCCCUGAGAUGUAACAGAGAAGGGCUUACCUCGGCGGCUGCUGAGCAGAGGCUGGACCUUUUUGGCCACAACAAGCUUGAAGAGAAAAAGGAGAGCAAGUUCUUGAAAUUUCUGGGUUUCAUGUGGAAUCCCCUGUCCUGGGUCAUGGAGGUUGCUGCUAUCAUGGCCAUUGCACUUACAAAUGGAGGGGGCAAGCCUCCAGAUUGGCAAGAUUUCAUAGGCAUCAUCACUCUUCUGUUUAUAAACUCCACGAUUAGCUUUAUUGAGGAGAACAAUGCCGGUAACGCUGCGGCUGCACUUAUGGCUCGUCUUGCUCCCAAAGCUAAGGUACUUAGAGAGGGAAGAUGGGGUGAGCAGGAUGCUUCAAUCCUGGUUCCUGGUGAUAUUAUCAGUAUCAAACUUGGAGACAUCAUUCCGGCUGAUGCUCGCCUUCUUGAAGGAGAUCCUCUGAAGAUUGAUCAGUCUGCAUUGACGGGCGAGUCUCUUCCUGUGACGAAAGGCCCUGGAGAUGGUGUUUAUUCGGGAUCCACGUGCAAACAAGGAGAAAUUGAAGCCGUGGUUAUUGCAACUGGUGUCCACACCUUCUUCGGAAAGGCUGCCCACCUAGUUGAUACAACUAACCAAGUGGGACACUUCCAGAAGGUUUUGACUGCUAUUGGGAACUUUUGUAUAUGCUCCAUUGCGUUGGGGAUGAUAGUCGAGAUAAUUGUCAUGUACCCAAUUCAAGACAGGGAGUACCGUUCUGGAAUUGACAAUCUCCUUGUGCUACUAAUAGGAGGAAUUCCAAUCGCAAUGCCUACCGUGUUGUCGGUGACGAUGGCUAUCGGUUCGCACAGAUUAUCUCAACAGGGAGCCAUCACGAAGAGGAUGACUGCCAUUGAAGAGAUGGCUGGAAUGGAUGUGCUUUGCAGUGACAAGACUGGGACACUCACGCUGAACAAACUUACAGUUGAUCAGAAUCUUAUUGAGGUGUUUGCAAAAGGAGUGGAUAAAGAAACUGUUGUUUUGAUGGCAGCACGAGCUUCUAGAUUGGAGAACCAAGACGCAAUAGAUGCUGCAAUAGUGGGGAUGCUUGCAGAUCCCAAGGAGGCUCGGGCUGGCAUUCGGGAAGUACAUUUUCUUCCUUUCAAUCCUACUGACAAGCGAACUGCUUUGACUUACAUUGAUCAUGAAGGUAAAAUGCACAGAGUGAGCAAAGGUGCCCCAGAGCAGAUCCUAAACCUUGCACACAAUAAGUCAGAAAUUGAGCGAAAAGUUCAUGGUGUGAUUGAUAAGUUUGCAGAGCGUGGUUUACGUUCUCUUGCUGUCGCAUAUCAGGAAGUUCCUGAAGGACAGAAAGAGAGUGCUGGAGGACCAUGGCAGUUCAUCGGUGUCAUGCCUCUUUUUGACCCACCCAGGCAUGACAGUGCAGAGACGAUAAGAAGGGCUCUGAAUCUUGGAGUGAAUGUUAAGAUGAUCACUGGUGAUCAACUGGCCAUUGGAAAAGAAACUGGUCGUCGCUUGGGAAUGGGAACCAACAUGUAUCCUUCAUCUGCUUUGCUGGGGCAAAACAAAAAUGAAACCAUUGAUGCAUUACCAAUUGAUGAGCUGAUAGAAAAGGCUGAUGGCUUUGCUGGUGUUUUCCCUGAGCACAAAUAUGAAAUUGUGAAACGACUGCAAGCGAGGAAGCACAUCUGUGGAAUGACUGGAGAUGGAGUGAAUGAUGCUCCUGCUCUCAAGAAAGCUGACAUUGGGAUAGCUGUUGCUGAUGCAACUGAUGCUGCUCGUAGCGCUUCCGACAUUGUCCUCACAGAACCUGGCCUUAGCGUGAUUAUUAGCGCUGUUCUGACCAGCCGUGCAAUAUUCCAGAGGAUGAAAAAUUACACUAUCUACGCUGUUUCCAUUACAAUCCGAAUUGUGCUUGGUUUCAUGCUGCUGGCCCUCAUAUGGAGGUUUGACUUUCCACCUUUUAUGGUCCUGAUCAUAGCAAUCCUCAAUGAUGGGACUAUCAUGACUAUAUCAAAGGAUAGAGUAAAACCGUCUCCUCUUCCAGAUAGUUGGAAACUGUCAGAGAUUUUUACUACUGGCAUUGUCCUCGGCAGUUACUUGGCAAUGAUGACAGUCAUAUUCUUUUGGGCAGCAUACAAAACGAACUUCUUCCCGCGGGUAUUUGGAGUGCCCACUCUGGAGAAGACAGCUCAUGAUGACAUUCGGAAGCUUGCCUCAGCAAUAUAUCUGCAAGUCAGCACUAUAAGUCAGGCUCUAAUCUUUGUGACACGGUCCAGGAGUUGGUCUUACGUUGAGCGUCCUGGAUUACUGCUAGUGGUGGCCUUUGUGAUUGCUCAGCUGAUUGCCACUGUAAUUGCUGUCUAUGCAAACUGGGGAUUUGCUGCUAUCGAAGGAAUUGGUUGGGGCUGGGCUGGUGUGAUCUGGCUUUACAAUAUCAUUUGCUAUAUCCCGCUUGAUAUUAUCAAGUUCUUCACUUGCUAUGCACUGAGCGGGAGGGCUUGGGACCUCGUGCUUGAGCGAAAGGCUAACUUUACGAGGCAGAAAGAUUUCGGUAAGGAACAUCGGGAGCUUCAGUGGGCACAUGCACAAAGAACGCUGCAUGGAUUGCAACCACCUGAUGCGAAGUUCAGUGAGCGGACUCAUGUUACAGAGUUGAAUCAAAUAGCUGAGGAAGCUAUGAGAAGGGCUGAAAUUGCUAGGUUGAGAGAACUUAAAACAUUGAAAGGUCAUUUUGAAACAGUUGUCCGACGAAAGGGGCUCGACAUAGACACAAUACAGCAAGCCUACACUGUUUGAGGAAGAAUCCUGUUCUGUCAUAGAUUUGCACAUUCUAUGCAGCUCAGAGUGAUGACGUAAUUAGAUUAUCAUGAGGCUUAGACUAUACUUCUAGCUCCUAUUAACUCAUUUCCUAUUUUCCGUCCUCAACGGGCUGACGAGCUGUUGUUGUAUUUAUCACUUUAGUUAGCUCAAAUACUGGGCUAAAAAGCCCCUUUCCAAUGUGCUGUUAGUUUAUAUAUGAUGCGGGCAAGUUCUAUAGCUUC